AUGUCCUUCCCUCGAGACGUCGCCCUGCGGUCCAUACGGACUCUCCCCGCCUGUCGCUCCCUCCUGCUCCGGACCCAACGCCGCUGGGCGCGUGUCCAUGAUGUCCGCUUCGUGACUACCCACAGAAAUCAGGAGAAGAUUUUAGACCGGUAUAGACAUAAGCUGGAGCAGAAAGCGAAGAACGAAGGACAUGAUUCGAUAUCCUCCCUCACGGAAGCAUAUCAGGAUAAAAUCAAGGACUACAAACGUGCAGCCAAUGCGGCAUAUCCGUCUACACCCAGCCCACGACCACAGCCAUCCCCAUUCCAACAGCCUUCACCUCCCCCGCCGACUCAGCAGCCAGUACCUCCAGCAAGCCAGUCACAAGGAAAGUCAUCGGCUGCCCGCCAGGCUUCUGGUGCACCCGGAAUAAAGCCUCUCUCCUCGUACCUGGAUCUUGAAAAAGUGUCGUCCCUCCCAAACAAAGAGGUGGAAUAUGUCUGGCGACUUCGACACGCGAACGACCCAUUAUCGCUCUGUGCCGUUAUACCAUUGGAAACAUACAAUCGCAUCUAUCACACUGCAAGAAAACACCCACAAUUUGUCCUUCCCUUACCUCGCCCGGUAGCCGAGGAUGGCAGCGGCGACAUGAAACAAUCGUCCGACGGCUUCGGAGACGACGAACAACGGUCUGCCGCGGACAUUCAUUUUAUGCAAUGGGGGUUCCAUCCUCCCGCGGGGGUUCCUCCAAGUCCGGACGUGAAGACGGCAAAUACCCACACCAGUACUGUGCUCUUCACGCAUUUGGCUGCCUUCAAGCUCCAUGGAACCUAUGCUCAGCCACAUACGACAAUCACCCAUCACCUCGAUCUGGCGGACUCGCAUGGCUUGGUCUUGUUGAAUGGCUCUGUUGUCAAAGGGCAGGGCGUGAGUGUGGAAGAAGGCCGCUGGCUUCUGAUGUGCCUCCAGAAAUUUUAUGAUUACGAAGGUCACGGUGGGGGCGUCGGACGUGAAAAGCGGCGAGGACUUUUGGAGAAAUUCAGCAAAGGCGACCAGGAGUUCAACCUGACAGACCUUGUCGAUGAAGCUGAAAGGAUAUCAUGA
Molecule: messenger RNA, 1083 nt
Organism: Fonsecaea erecta
Lineage: Eukaryota; Fungi; Ascomycota; Eurotiomycetes; Chaetothyriales; Herpotrichiellaceae
Exons: 2
Coding region: 1-1083 (360 amino acids)
Biological process (GO): mitochondrial proton-transporting ATP synthase complex assembly
Cellular component (GO): mitochondrion
Source: RefSeq, a predicted model, not a curated record